AGCAGGAAGUAUUUCGACAUCGGCGCAAGCGUCCCGAGAACAUCGUGCAGCUGUCUACAGUACAGCGUUUCACUUGGGUGGUUACUUCCUCGUUACAUCGACACCUAUACAGACGUGUUACAAUCUUCUCAUCUACAUAAAGAAUCACAAUGUCAGGUUUGAUCAAAGCAAAGAAGUAUGACUGGAAGGACUCCAACUUGGCUCUGUUUGGAUCUGACCUUGAGAAGAACGUCAAGAAGGAAUCUGCUGAGACUGAGGCUGCCUGGCAAGGGUGUGGCAAGUCGGUAGGCCUGAAGAUAUGGAGGAUUGUGAAAUUUCAAGUAAAGAGCUGGCCUCAGGCUGACUAUGGCAAGUUUUAUGAUGGAGAUUCAUACAUCAUCUUGAACACGUACAAGGAGGACGACUCUGAGGAGCUGCAGUAUGAUGUCCACUUCUGGAUUGGACAACACAGCACUCAGGAUGAGUACGGUACCGCUGCCUACAAGACUGUGGAGUUGGACACGUUCCUGAGCGAUGCCCCAAUCCAGCACAGGGAGGUUCAGGGCCAUGAGUCAAGUCUCUUCAAGAGCUACUUCAAGACCAUCACUGUGAUGCGUGGUGGCGCUGAGACAGGAUUCCGCCAUGUGAAACCGGAGGAAUACACGCCACGUCUCCUCCAUUUCUCAGGCACCAGGCGUAAUGUGGAGGUCAGGGAGGUUCCCCUGUGCAAGUCAAGGGUAAAUUCAGAUGAUGUGUUCAUCCUUGAUCUUGGAGCUAAGAUCUUCCAAUUCAAUGGCAGUAAGAGCAGCAAGGAUGAAAGAUUUAAGGCAAUGCAGUUCUGUCAGGAGCUGGAAUCAGAGAGGAAUGGCCGUGCUAAGGCUGAAGUCAUCGAGGAUGAGUCCACAGACCAGUCGCACGAGUUCUACAAGUCCCUGACUGGUGAGGAUGAUUCUGACGGACCAUACACUGCAGCAGAUCCUUCCAAGGAGCUUUAUAGAUUGUCUGAUGCUAGUGGCACUAUUCAGUUCAAACUGGAGAAGAAAGGAGACAUCAGCAAGUCUGAUCUGGACAGCAAGGAUGUGUUUAUUCUGGACACGAAAUCGGACCUGUUUGUGUGGAUCGGUCAGGACACGUCCUGCAAUGAGAAGAAGAAGGCUCUGGAGUUUGCUCAUAACUAUCUCAUGAAGACCGAUCAUCCUUUCAUCUCCGUGACCGCCAUCGCUGAACGUCAGAGAUCGGCUUCUUUCAACACCGCAAUCGCUGCCUAAUGUGAUAGGCCGACAUGUCGUGAACUUCCUGUCACAUGACUUGAUGUUGCACAUUAGCCACAUGACCAUAGACAUUCUUCCACAAGUGCUGUCUGUUUUGAUAUACACUGUCCAGACAGCAGUUCUUUCUUAUAGGACAAUAUACUUAAGAAAUACUGUGCAGUUGAUCCUGAAAGUGAGAGAUCAUUCGAAAAUAAUGAACAAAUUGCCAACAGAACGAAUUUAGCAUAAAUAAAUGCUUUCCUCUGAUUGGUUUAUGCCACUGGUUGUAUGUACAUACCAAGGUUUUGAUUCCUACAGUUAAGUAUUUGUAAUAUAAAUAUUUCAGUGAUAUUUGGCUAAGGGCUAAGACUGUUUUCAGGAUCUAUUACAUUAUGCAGUGUUAUGUAAUUUCUUGAAAGAAAUUCCAAAUUUAUAGUACAUUUAUUUACACCCACAAGUCCAGUAACAGAACAAGAGUUAUGUCCCUUGGCUGUAAUCAUCAGCCCUGGUUUAGCAGCUACAUACUUCUGCCAUUGAUGGUGGGACUGAAAUGGUGUCUGUUUUGCUUGCAUUAAUAUGACACACCUUGAAAUAUUUGAAACCAAAUAAACAGCCUUAUAAUCACUCAUAUGGUCAAAUUUCUGCACUGGCGUUCCUUAAGUAUAUUCAAGUGGAGUUUUUUAUUGUUUCCUUUUUCCCCACAACGUAGGAUUUCAGUUAUGUUGAUAUGUUUACCAAAAUCUUUUUUAUAUACUGAACAACAUUAGAAACGCACCACCAUAUAAUGCAUUUUGUAUUAUACCCUGUCAGACUGAAAUGUACCCAUGAUAUCUGAGCAUCGUCUGUACAUUGUAGUGUGGUGCAUUUCUAAUGGUGUUCAGUAUAUAUUGAUAUGUAGAAUCUACAGGUAUUUCUUUCCAUCUUUGUCUAUCAUUAUCAUGUUUUCGAGAUAGUAGAAUUAUCAUGUGAUCGGGUUUGUGUAUUGUGUUCCUAAGUAAACAAGAUGAGCAAUCAAUUUGUAAUUUCAACAAAGACUGAAAAGGUUGGAAAUGUCACAUAUCAUUGGAAAUCAAAAGUAAUUCAAUUUUAUAUCAGUCUUGAGAUCACUGGGAAGAAUAAUGGUAAAGGUGUUCACUUAACUUUCAGGGUGCAACAAGUUUUUUCAUUUGGUUAUUGAGCAGAAAGCUAAGUUAAGAAGCCCUAGUUUCAUAUGUAUUCAAAGCGCGAUAGUUGUCUUGUUAAAUAGGAUCAUCUUAAUGUGCAGAGAACUAAUACUAAAACUAGAUGUUUCACCAGUCACUACCAUAACACUUUGAUUCCCCAUAAGGAGAAAUCCUUCACUUUAUAGUUUUACAAUGAACCACAUGCUGAUUAGAAACAUAAAAUUCAAAUUAUUGUAAUGUAAGUAAUUUGUCGGAAGUUUGGCCUGGGUUAUUUGAAAUGAGCUGUCACUUGUCCAUGAACAAAACUUCCAGAGCCAAAGGGGUGGUGGGGUAGCCUAGUGGUUAAAGCGUUGGCUCGUCACGCGGAAGACCCGGGUUCGAUUCCCCACAUGGUCACAAUGUGUGUGAAGCCCAUUUCUGGUGUCCCCUGUCGUGGUAUUGCUGGAAUAUUGCUAAAAGCGGCGUAAAACUAAACUCAGUCAGUCAGUCAGUCAGUCCAGAGCCAAAAUAUAAAAUUGUCUGGCUACUGUAAGAACACAAGAAUUUGUGGCACCCACCAUGAUAUUUCCACACGACUGAUAAUAUCUGAAGUCACACUAGUCGCUGUUGAUGUUUUCCCUUUAGCUGACCACCAACCUUCCUUCAAGCACAGGGUACUGUUUGUCGAUAAGCAUUAAAACCAUUCCCUUCAUUUGGCCUAAACUGGCCAACAUUACGUAUGCCAUGACAGUAUUUUAUAUUAAUUUCCAAGAUAAACAUUUCCAACCCCUUUACCAUUUUAGGAAGGAAAAUUAAAGAAUAUUGAAGAAAUUGUAAUUUUGAAUCUAUUUGAUUUAAAUUAAUAACAUUGAAUUGUUAGCAUAUUUAAUUAACUGCUAGUGAGUGCAGAUUGUUGAACAUUUACUUGACACUUUUUCAGGUAAGCCAUUUUGUGCCUUCUUUUCCAAAUUGCACUUUUUUGCAAAAUGAUUAUUCAAGUUGUCUGUUAUUGGUUUAUUGUUAUGUUCAAUUUGAUUUGUUUGGUGUAUAUUCUGAAUAAAACAUUAUUCUAGUCCAACCAAGUAAGCUCAAAGUUUGCACCAUUCCAUGCUUCGGUAAAUACCAGUAAAAGAGUAAUAUGUAUGACAGCUUUACCAAACUAUUAGGAUGUUGCCCGCAUAGAAAUCUGAAUUAUUGAUGGUGUUUUGAAUAUGAAUUUUUUCAUUCUUUUGUAAUUGCGCAAGCUUUUGUGUCACAUGCAAUGCCAUACAUUGUUACAAUAGUGUCAAUCAAAAUGAAGACUUUAUCAAUAUUUAUUUCUGCCUCUUGCAGGCCAUACACAUCUGAGGGUAAACAGAAAUAAAUAUGGAAAUAUUGGAAAUUGAAAACCCAAACAAAGGAAUGCUAUAGACGUUAAGAAUGUGUUUUUUUGUUGGACUUUAAUGAAUAUUUAGUCCGGAGAUUGUAUUUGUGUGCUAUUGUAGACAUUUUGUUUGAAUAACAUUUCACCUUCAUUGGUACAAUAUUGUCUCAGAUUUUACAGAUUUGAUUUAUGUCUUGACAUUUACACUUGAUAGAAUAAAUGCCAAGAUGCCUUUCUGGUUUUUUAUUUAGAAAAUACAUGUUAUUGAAUCAGUUCGAAAUUGAACUGUAUGUUUGAAUUGCACAGUUUGCGUUCGUGCGGGAGAGGUGCUAGGCCAGGAGAAUAAGAGUUUGACCCUGAACAAAUUGCAACAGAAAUAAAUCCAACUGUUUGGUUCUCAGACAACAUCAGUGAAUGACAUACUAAAAGUCUUAGUAAAUCCAAGGGGAAUUAUUUUAAUUUGACAUCUCUUUGAAUCAAUAUGGUAAAAAAAUUGCUUUUAACCCUUAAGUAUUUUUUUGCUGUCAAAAUUAAAAAUAUCAUAUUUAUUCCAUGUUAAAGAUAAAAUUAUAGCAAAGUCAAUAAUUAUCCUAAAUUUUGAUAAUGUUCCCCACCUCGGAUUUCUUAAGACAUUUAGUAUGUGAUGUAUAAGGUAUGCCUGAAUUAGAAACAAAACAUUUAGUUUCUGUUGCAAUUUGUUUUGGGUUCCCCCUUUUGGGGAUCUACAUCUCCUGGCCUAUGCCUUCCUUGAGACAUGGGAUCAGGCCUUGAUUUGAUGGACAAAAACACAUGUACAGCUUGGGACUGAAACACAAAGGGUAUUUAUGGUAAAGUACAUGUUUGUACUGACAGAAACCCAGACACAGACUACAUUGUAUUUCCUGCAAAUAAAACUACUGGUAAAAUAUU
Molecule: messenger RNA, 4643 nt
Organism: Haliotis rubra (blacklip abalone)
Lineage: Eukaryota; Metazoa; Mollusca; Gastropoda; Lepetellida; Haliotidae
Product: gelsolin-like protein 2
Exons: 14
Coding region: 150-1247 (365 amino acids)
Molecular function (GO): actin filament binding
Source: RefSeq, a predicted model, not a curated record